This is a messenger RNA of Monoraphidium neglectum, 633 nucleotides long. RefSeq names its product 40S ribosomal protein S24-1. The coding region runs from base 1 to 633 and encodes 210 amino acids. Gene Ontology annotation, cellular component: ribosome. The record is from RefSeq and is a predicted model, not a curated record. The transcript is spliced from 3 exons. Gene Ontology annotation, molecular function: structural constituent of ribosome. Lineage: Eukaryota; Viridiplantae; Chlorophyta; Chlorophyceae; Sphaeropleales; Selenastraceae. Gene Ontology annotation, biological process: translation.
AUGUCGGUCACGCUGCGCACCCGCAAGUUCAUGACGAACCGGCUGCUGGCCCGCCGCCAGUUCGUCGUCGACGUCCUCCACCCGGGCCGCGCGACGGUCAGCAAGUCCGAGAUCAAGGACAAGCUGGCCAGCCUGUACAACGUCGGGGAGUCCAACACGAUCUUCGUGUUCGGGUUCAGGACCCAGUUCGGUGGCGGCAAGAGCACCGGGUUUGGCCUGAUCUACGACAACCUCAAGGCGGCCGAGAAGUUUGAGCCGAAGCACCGCCUCGUCAGGUGCGCGGGCGCCGCGCAGUGGCUGGUGCCGCGGCAGCAGCAGCAGCACCAGCAGCAGCAGCAGCAGCAGCAGCAGCAGCAGCAGCAGCAGCAGCAGCAGCAGCAGAAAGAGCAGCAGCAGCAGAAAGAGCAGCAGCAGCAGAAAGAGCAGCAGCAGCAGAAAGAGCAGCAGCAGCAGGAGCAGCAGCAGGAGCAGCAGCAGGAGCAGCAGCAGAAGCAGGAGGAGCAGCCGCAGCAGGAGCAGCCGCAGCAGGAGCAGGGCCUUGCCAAGAAGGUGGAGCGGUCUCGCAAGCAGCUCAAGGAGCGCAAGAACAGGACCAAGAAGAUCCGCGGCAUCAAGAAGAACAAGUCCGCCUAA